AUGCCCGCCUCGCACACCCUCUUGCGGACCUUGGAGCGCGGCACCUCGGGGCCCCAGCGAUGUCUGCGCCGCACAGCUACACAGCUCCAGAGACGACAUGUAUCGGACUCCAAUACCCCCAAGUCGAACCUAGGCUCCUCGAAGCCUCUCCCUGGCACUACUCCGCCGCCAGCGGCGCCGAGAGAGAGCCUGCCGAGCCAGGCUGAGACGCAUGGAGCUUUCAGGAGCCAAUUGUAUGACAGCACGGCGGCGCGCACGGCGAAGGAGCGUAUGGACCGGGAGAGACAUGCACAUGAGCGGCAGGAAUGGGCUGGUGGGAGGAAUCUGGCGACUACGUUUGUUAUCCUCGCCUCCUCCUUAGUAUGCUACUACAUGGGCACCAAGAACCCAGCUCCUGCAUCGCCUACCUCCACACUCCCUCUUGCCGCGACGAAGCCACCGAAACACAAUAUUGCGCCUACAAACGUCGAAGCCGCCUGGGCGGAUUUCGUCGCCAUUGUUGGGAAGGAUAACGUCAAUACCACACAGGAUGAUGUUGUCUCUCACGCCGGUUCUGAAUGGUCUUCGCAUCUCCGCAAGGGCUCCGAGAAGCCAUUCCUUGUCGUUUAUCCCACCACCACCCAGGAAGUUAGCGGGAUCAUGAAGGUCUGCCACCUGAGGAGAAUCCCCGUAACGGCUUAUUCUGGCGGAACAUCUCUGGAAGGACACUAUACGGCUACUCGUGGGGGGAUCUGCAUCGAUUUCGGACGAAUGGAUAAGAUCCUGCAGCUUCACGAGAAAGACAUGGAUGUUGUUGUUCAGCCGGCAGUUGGAUGGGAGUAUCUGAACGAAGUCCUUGCUGAAUCGAACCUCUUCUUCCCACCGGACCCAGGACCAGGCGCCAUGAUUGGCGGUAUGGUCGGAACUGGCUGCUCUGGAACGAACGCUUAUAGAUAUGGUACCAUGCGUGAAUGGGUUCUCUCCCUGACCGUCGUAUUGGCCGAUGGAACUGUUAUCAAGACGCGCCAACGUCCGCGCAAGUCGAGCGCCGGCUAUGACCUCACCAAGCUGUUCAUUGGCAGUGAGGGAACUCUAGGUCUCGUCACUGAAGCAACGCUGAAGAUAACGACGAAGCCAAUUGCCACCUCUGUCGCCGUCUGCGCCUUCCCAUCCAUCCGUGACGCCGCCGAGUGCGUCUCCCGAGUCGUCGGUGACGGAAUCCCCAUCGCAGCUAUCGAAAUCCUCGACGACGUUCAGAUGAAGUGCAUCAACGCAUCCGGCACCACCUCGCGCACCUGGGCCGAAGAGCCAACACUCUUCUUCAAAUUCGCAGGCACUGAGAGCGCGUGCAAGGAGCAAGUACAAAUGGUACAGCAGAUCGCAAACAAACACCGCGCCAAGACCUUUGAGUUCGCGCGCGAUGAGCAGGAGAAGACGGAUCUGUGGUCCGCGCGCAAGGAGGCGCUAUGGAGCGUCAUGGCUCUGAAGCGCGAUGACAGCGACCACGUGUGGACCGGCGACGUGGCGGUGCCGAUUAGCAGGCUGCCGGAUAUCAUUGAGGAGACGAAGGAUGACUUGUCGGAGAUCGGGCUGCUGGCUGCGAUUGUGGGGCACGUUGGUGACGGUAACUUCCAUACAAUCCUGAUCUAUAAUGAUGCGGAGCGCAAGAAGGCUGAGGCGUUUGUGCAUCGCAUGGUGAAGAGGGCGGUGGAGAUGGAGGGGACCGUGACGGGAGAGCAUGGGGUGGGACUGGUGAAGAGGGAUUACUUGGAUCAUGAGCUGGGGGCGACGACUGUAGAUGCUAUGCGCAAGAUUAAACUUGCCUUAGACCCGCUGUGCCUUCUGAACAGCGACAAGGUUGUUAGGGUUGAGAAGCCAAAAUCUAGCGAGAUGUUGGUUUGGUAG
Molecule: messenger RNA, 1884 nt
Organism: Pseudogymnoascus destructans
Lineage: Eukaryota; Fungi; Ascomycota; Leotiomycetes; Thelebolales; Thelebolaceae
Gene: DLD1
Product: D-lactate ferricytochrome c oxidoreductase
Exons: 3
Coding region: 1-1884 (627 amino acids)
Biological process (GO): lactate catabolic process
Cellular component (GO): mitochondrion
Molecular function (GO): FAD binding; D-lactate dehydrogenase (cytochrome) activity; D-lactate dehydrogenase (NAD+) activity
Source: RefSeq, a predicted model, not a curated record